This is a messenger RNA of Thyridium curvatum, 1281 nucleotides long. RefSeq lists its product as uncharacterized. The record is from RefSeq and is a predicted model, not a curated record. The transcript has a single exon. The coding region runs from base 1 to 1281 and encodes 426 amino acids. NCBI's taxonomy places the organism in Eukaryota, Fungi, Ascomycota, Sordariomycetes, Thyridiales, Thyridiaceae. Gene Ontology annotation, molecular function: hydrolase activity, hydrolyzing O-glycosyl compounds.
AUGUUGUUCAUAUACAACGUCCUCGCUCUCCUAGGGCUGUUGUGCUCCGCCAUAUCUACAGCGGCGGCGGCGGCGGCAGCAGAGCGGCCAGCCCUGCCGCUACACACCAGCAGCCGCUGGAUCCUCGACGCCAACAACGCCCGUGUCAAGCUGCGCUGCGUCAAUUGGGCCGGGCACCUCGAGACCAACGUGCCCGAGGGCCUGCACCGGCAGUCGGUCGAGUGGCUCGCCGGCUGGAUCGCGGACCAGGGCUUCAACUGCGUGCGCCUGACCUACUCGAUCGACCACGCCCUCGACCCGGACCGCCCCGUCGCCGAGUCCUUCGCCGCCGCCGGCGUGCCCCAGCUGUUCGAGGCCGCGGCCGCCCGGAACCCGUUCCUCGUCGAGGGAGGACAGAGUAGUAAUAAUAAUACGACGACGACGACGACGCGCGACGUCUUCGCCCGCGUCAUCGCCGCCCUCUGGGACCGCGGCAUCAUGACCGUGCUCGACAACCACGUCUCGCGCGCGGGCUGGUGCUGCAACCUCACCGACGGCAACGGCUGGUGGGACGCGGCGCCGGGCUACAACGCCGCCAACUCGCGCUUCUUCCGCACCGACGACUGGCUCCGCGGGCUCGAGGCCGUGGCCCGCUGGGCCGCCACCCGCCCGGGCGUCGCCGCCAUGUCCCUGCGCAACGAGCUGCGGCCCUUCCUGCUGCAGGACCUCGGGCUGCCCCCGCGCGCCGACUGGUACGAGUACGUCGGCCGGGGCGCGCGCCGCGUGCACGCCGCCAACCCGGACGUGCUCGUCGUCGUCGGCGGGUCCCAGUCCGCGACGGACCUCGGCCACCUGCGCGCCGCGCGCCCGCUCGACACGAGCGCCUGGCGGGGGAAGAACGUGUGGGAGUUCCACGCGUACAGCUUCACCGUCACGUUCCCCCGGCUGUUCGACAGCUGCGACGUCGUGCGGCAGGAGUACGGCCUGCUGGACGGGUUCGUGCUGGAGCAGGGGAGGGACUGGACGGGCCCGCUCUUCCUGAGCGAGUUCGGCGUCGGGAUGGCCGGCGGCGGGCCUCUGUCGGACGAGGACGCCAAGUACCUGUCGUGCCUGGUGGGCUACAUGGAGGGCAACGACGCCGAGUGGGCGGUGUGGGCGCUGCAGGGGAGCUACUACGUGCGGGACGGGCAGGUCGACUACGACGAGGGCUGGGGCCUGCUGAACAAGGAGUGGACGGGCUGGAGGAAUCCCGAGUUCAAGGGGAUGCUGGGCAAGAUGUGGGAGGUGCAGCAGGGGCCGUGA